ACGUGGAGAAAAAUCAAUUCUUGCUUGCCAGAGCCUGCUCAAAUGCCCGAACCAUACUUGCUUGUUCCAAAAAUCUAGGCGGGGGCUGAGCCAGCCGGAGGACAGGCACCCGGUUCCACCGGUGACUGCCGGUCGGCACGGCUCGGAAAGCCUGGCAUCGGAGCUCAGCUCUCCUUCCGGGGAGGCGACACAACCGAGGGUCAACCGAGGGAGAUACCCCAGCGGGGAACGAAAAAGCGUUAUCCCUUCUUCGUCGUGUCGUCAGAGUUCCAUUCUCUGGGACGUGAGAGGACGAGGAUUUGUGGGGCCAUGGGAAAUGGGUGGCCAAGAGAUUUGUUACUUCUUCGUCCUUUCUCCACUCGCUCUGUCCAUGUCCGACGAUGCAAAGCGCGAACGAAUGAAUGGAAGAAUGAGCUGACGAAGGAAACGAACGAACUGGUUGGCGUCCAAGCUCACUCUCCAUCUCCAUCUCCAUGGGCUUGUGAACUGGGGUCGAGACUGCUCCUCCCUUCCACUGCAUCAGCAUCAGCAUCACCACCGCCAUCCCAACCGCUCUAACUUCACACCAUGACCGUGAAUGUGUGCGCUGCACAAUGCCAUCUCUCGACAGCAGCAGCAGCUGCAGCGGCGGCUGCUGGCAGCUCACAGAGCCAGCGUAAUCAGGCGAGCCUGAGCUCGUCAGCUGUUCGUCUCGGCUCCACGUUUGUGCCCAAGAGCAAAUCUCUGCGCACCAGCUGCAGCAGCAGCAGCAGUGGGAGUACUAGCGAGGUGAAGGUGAGGACGACAGUCGAGGCUGGACUCGGGGAUUAUAUCGGAGGAGAUUUGCUUGGAUUCGACCUCGACAAAUGGUCCAGCGAUGUGGAAGAGUUCGGGUCCAUCGGCAUUUACUCGCCUCCCGAGGGCGGUUACGAGGGGCGGUAUGCCACCAGGCUCAGAAGAGAGGGCUACCACAUCCUCAAUUUGACUGCCAGAGGAUUGGGCGAUCCUGAAGCUUACCUCACCAAAAUUCACGGCGUUCGACCCCCACACCUGGGAAAGCAGGCCAUAGCAAGAUGGUACAUGCCACCGGAAGUAGACUACAGGUUGUCACUGCUGCCUAAGGAUUGCAAGGGCCUUGUGGUGUGGAUGAUCGAGUGCAAGGUGCUCUCGAAGACCGAGCUGCAAUUCUUGGCCCUGCUACCAGCCCUGCGCCCGAAAGUGAAGGUGAUUGCCGAAUGUGGACCAUGGCGAUCGUUCAGAUGGAAACCUCUGAAGGAGAUUGCAGGUCUUCCGAUGACGACGAGUCGCGAAGCAGCUGAGGCACCGGCAGCAUCGGUGCCAACAGCCUCUUCAGAAGUAGAGAAAGAGAAGAAAUCUGCUACUGAUAAAGUGGUGGCCUGACAAUUUGACGACACAGCGAGCGAGCGAGCGAUGGACCCACCAUCUUCAACCGUGCCUGCCACUCUCUCAGUAGUGCACUUGUUUCCCAGAUUUUACUUCUGUCUCUGUAUCAUUAAAAACGUCACCGCACUAGCACUGCCAUUCAUAUUCUCCAGGUCGUAAGACGAUGUAAUUUUAGCGAGUUAGUAUUGAGUAAUACUCAAGGCAGGAGAUCUCGCACUGCGUUGUAUACUGGUGUCAAUUCGACGAGAAUACGUCACACAAUUUGUCAACUUGUAAUAAACAUUCAAGACUCAAAAGUCACCUCCUCGCCGCCUCGGACGCAA
Marchantia polymorpha subsp. ruderalis is the source of this 1706-nucleotide messenger RNA. Lineage: Eukaryota; Viridiplantae; Streptophyta; Marchantiopsida; Marchantiales; Marchantiaceae. The record is from the annotation of a GenBank genome assembly.